Molecule: messenger RNA, 2169 nt
Organism: Myotis lucifugus (little brown bat)
Lineage: Eukaryota; Metazoa; Chordata; Mammalia; Chiroptera; Vespertilionidae
Gene: PRSS12
Product: serine protease 12
Exons: 13
Coding region: 1-2169 (722 amino acids)
Biological process (GO): proteolysis
Cellular component (GO): membrane
Molecular function (GO): serine-type endopeptidase activity
Source: RefSeq, a predicted model, not a curated record
AUGGCCCCCCUGCUCAGCCUGAACUGGGGUCGGGGUGUGACCGUGGCAGGGGCCGUCCGGCUUCGUGGCGGCGCUGACCGGGUGGAAGGCACAGUGGAGGUGUACGCCAACGGCACGUGGGGCGCAGUCUGCAGCAGCCACUGGGACGACACGGACGCUGCGGUCGUCUGUCACCAGCUGCAGCUGGGGAGAAAGGGAGUCGCAGAACACACCCCGCUGUCCGGGUUGGGCCGCGUCCCCGUUCACUGGAGCGGCGUCCGCUGCCGAGGAGACGAGGAGAGCCUCCAGCUGUGCGCCAGGGACGCCUGGCGGGGCGGGGCGUGUCCGGAGGCGGCCGCCGUCAGGUGCAGCGUGUCCCACGGCCCCGCCUCCCCCGUCCUGCGCCUCGCAGGUGGGAGCAGCGCGCACGAGGGCCGCGUGGAGCUCUACCACGCCGGCCAGUGGGGGACCGUCUGCGACGACCAGUGGGACGACGCCGACGCGGAAGUCGUCUGCAGGCAGCUGGGCCUCAGUGGCGUCGCCAGAGCGUGGACGCGGGCCCACUUCGGGGAGGGGUCCGGCCCGGUGCUGCUGGACGAGGUGCGGUGCACGGGCAACGAGCUGGCCAUCGAGGAGUGUCCGAGGGGCUCCUGGGGCGAGCACAACUGUGGCCACGGAGAGGACGCCGGCGUGUCCUGCACCCCCCUGACGGACGGCGUCCUCAGACUCGCAGGGGGGAAGGACAGCCACGAGGGCCGCCUGGAGGUGUACCACGGGGGGCAGUGGGGGACGGUCUGUGACGAUGGCUGGACGGAGCUGAACGCGCACGUGGUGUGCCGGCAGCUGGGGUUCAGGUACGGCAAGCAGGCGCCCGCCAGCCCCUUCGGGGAGAGCGCCGGGCCCAUCUGGCUGGACGAGGUCAGCUGCUCCGGGCGGGAGACCAGCCUCCUGCAGUGCUCCCGGCCCCCGUGGGGGCGCCACGACUGCAGCCACCGCGAGGACGUGGGCGUGGCCUGUGCCCCACGCGGCGAGGGACACCGGCCGUCUCUGGGUUUCCCCAUCAGACUGGUGGACGGAGAAAAUGAGAGAGAGGGGCGCGUGGAGGUUUUCCUCCAGGGCCAGUGGGGAACCAUCUGUGACGACGGCUGGACUGACCGGGACGCGGCUGUGACCUGCCGGCAGCUCGGCUACAGGGGCCCCGCCAGGGCGCGGGCCAUGGCGUACUUCGGGGAAGGACGGGGGCCCAUCCACCUGGACAACGUGGCGUGCACGGGCGGCGAGCGGGCCCUGGCCGACUGCCUCAAACAGGAGAUCGGCCGGCACAACUGCCGCCACAGUGAAGACGCGGGCGUGAUUUGUGAUUAUUUUGGCAAGAAAGCGCCAGGCGACGGAGAUAAAGCGCCCGUCCCGCCCGGCUGUGGGCUCCGACCGCUGCACCGGCGGCAGAAGCGCAUCGUUGGCGGGAAGAACUCCCUGAGGGGCGGCUGGCCCUGGCAGGUGUCGCUGCGCCUCAGGUCCCCCCGAGGGGACGGCCGGCUCCUCUGCGGGGCCACCCUGCUGAGCAGCUGCUGGGUGCUGACGGCCGCGCACUGCUUCAAGAGGUACGGGAACAGCUCGCGGAGCUACGCUGUCCGGGUCGGGGAUUACCACACGCUGGUGCCCGAGGAGUUUGAAGAAGAAAUCGGAGUCCAACAGAUUGUCGUCCACGGGGCGUACCGGCCGGACAGCAGUGACCACGACAUCGCCCUGGUCAGGCUGCAGGGGCCGGAUGGGCAGUGCGCCAGGCUCAGCAGCCACGUGCUGCCCGCCUGCCUGCCGCUCUGGAGAGAGAGGCCACAGCGGACAGCCGCCGGCUGCCACAUCACGGGCUGGGGAGACACAGGGCGCGCCUACGCCAGGACGCUGCAGCAGGCCGCCGUGCCCUUGCUGCCCCGGAGGCGGUGCGCGGAGCGCUACCAGGGCCGCUUCACGGGAAGGAUGCUCUGCGCCGGGAGCCUCCAGGGACACAGCCGCGUGGACAGCUGCCAGGGGGACAGCGGCGGGCCCCUCGUGUGCGAGCGGCCGGGAGCCGGCUGGGCCGUGUACGGGGUGACCUCCUGGGGCUAUGGCUGUGGAGCCAAGGGUUCGCCCGGCGUUUAUACCAAAGUUUCAGCCUUUGUACCUUGGAUAAAAAGUGUCACCAAACUGUAA